GGCCCGCUGGGGGCGCUGUCGGCGCGCGCUCCUGGAUGCUGGACGGCUGUUGCCUGCCCAGGAGCAACCCGCGGGUGCCACGCUGCGGGCGCGGGGAGGCCUCGGGCGGCUCUGGAGCCUCUUCCUUUACAGGCCCUUCAGACUCCCUGCUGCUUGCCUCACCCGUUAUCCCUUGCCCCAGGUGGUUGUGGCUGGUAGACUUGCCUUUCAAUGCUUUCAACAAAGUGCCCAGGAGGCCGCUUCAGCCCUGUGAAAGUUCCAAGUGAGAGAAAACAGAGGACAGGAAGUCCAGUGGUUUGCAGAUGGCCAGGCCUGAGGAGACUCUGCCAGCCCUUCCUCAGGACAAAGGGGGCCAGGAAGAAGGGACGCCCAUCCUGUUGCCCAGCCUGAAGGGCAGCUGCUUCGACCAUCCCCUGCACCAGGGGCUCCUCCAUGCCACCCGGCGCUGCAGCAGUCCUACCUCAGCUCUAACACCUAAGGUGUCAAAGAAGCCCAAGGUGCAUGCAGCCAGGGACAUGUUCCCCAUUGACUGGAGCCCGCCACCUGUAGAGUUCCUGAACCUGAGGGUACCACCAGCAGGCAGGGGAACCCCAGGCCCGAGGUGGGUUGAUGCAGUGGAGCCUCACGGCCUGAGGACAUGGGCCCACCAGCUGCCUGACAAGUUAGAGCAGGAGCCCCAGGACUCGGACCCCCAGGGGAAUCUGGCCUCACUGGAGGAGCCGUUCUGGAACAUGGCAGGCCCAAGCCAAAAGGCUGAAGUGAUGGACACCUACACCUUGUUCACCUCUGGGGCCUCAGAGAGCUAUGUCAAUAGCUUAGACUACUUACUGCAAGAGAAGCGGGACCAGGCCCUGGAGCAGGAGCAAGAGCAGCUGCUUCUGCAGGACCGUCCCCAACUCAGCUUCCUGGAUCUGGAUGAAGAUGAUGUGCCUCUCACACCUGAGCACAGGAUGCUGGUGGAGAAGUUCUCCGUGUCACCGCAGGUCAUCCCGCUGGUGCACCCUGGGGAGAUGGUGUUUCUACCCAGGCAUCAGCCCCUGCCCUGCAUCCUGGACCAUUCACAGCUCAAGCCACGGAGCCACCUGGAAGAACGGUUCCUCAGCUGCCCGCCCGCCCAGCAGCUCUCCUUCCUGCGCAUGGGCCUCCUGAGCAACCUCUACUUGCACACCCCCGACUGCCCAGUGGCCCUGCUCCGGUGGCUCUUCCAGCUGUUGACGUGGCCUCCAGAAACUUCUUCGGGAGCCUUCAGUCUCCUUUGGGAUCUCAGCGUGGAUGGGCUCUUCCAUCUGUCUGAUGGAGACAAGCGAUGGUGGUGCCCCUCGCUGCAAGAGGUCAUGGAAACAUUCCACAGCUUGGGAGCCCGCAGCCCUGCGCUGGACCCCAGUCAGCCUGGUGAGAGAGUGCUUAAAAAUGACAUCAACCUGAGCUGGAGUCAGCAGCAGGACAACCCCCCAGAGACUGCCUUGGACCUUAGCCUGAGCUACAUCUGUAAGUUCCUGGCACUGUGUGCCCUAGCCCAGCCAACGGCCUACACUGAUGGGGAGCUCUUGGGCCUGAUUGAGCUCCUGUGCCGAGCUGGCCUAGAUGUGGGGCUCCGCCUGGUACCCAAGACCGAUCUUCAGCAGCUUCUGCUUCUGCUCCUGGAGAACAUCCAUGAGUGGCCCGGGCAGCUCCAGCCACUGUGCUGUACCCUGAGCAAGGUGUCAGAUCACCACCACAACCUGCUGGCCCUCGUGCAGUUCUUCAUGGACGUGACCUCUCGGAGCAGGCAGCUUCGAAGCCAGCUCAGCCUCCUGGUCAUUGCCCAGAUGCUGGACCAGCAAGAGACGUUUCCUCUCUGGCAAGAGAAGGCCCAGCUGUUUUUGCUCAGCCAGCUCCUGAGUCUCAUGAGGCCAUCAUCUCUCAGGCAGCAUCUGGGCUCUGUGACCUUGCCACCCGGCCAGGAGCAACAGCCAAAGGCCAGUGCUGAGCUAGACCACAAGGCCUGCUACCUAUGCCACAGCCUGCUGAUGCUGGCCGGGGUGGUGGUCAGCUGCCAGGACAUUACUCCAGACCAGUGGGGGGAGCUGCAGCUGCUGUGCAUGCAACUGGACCGUCACAUCAGCACCCAUAUCCGGGAGAGCCCCCAGGCCAUGCACCGGACCAGACUCAAGGACCUGGCAGCCCAGACCUAUAUUCGCUGGCAGGAGCUGCUGGCCCACUGCCAGCCCCAGGCCCAGUACUUCAGCCCCUGGAAAGACUAAAAGAGCAGGGCACAGCUGGUCCCCAGCUUUUGGCUCUGGCUGGAAGUGAAUGGGGCUCAAGCAACAGGAGGAAGUGAAGAACAGAGGCCAGAGGAGGGCCAGUAUGAUGAAGUGAGAACCUGCUUCCACACUGGCCCUGACCCCCACCGGGCAAUGGAUAUGUCUCCCUCCCUGCUCCUCAGCCCUCCUUCCCUCCCAGCUUUCUCCUCUGCCCCAAGCCCUUUGUCUCCAACUCUCCGGUUUCCCAGGGCCUCCUGGGCCCUCCCCACCGUCCUUCCUCUCUCUGUCACUAAUGUGAGCUUUCUUUGUACACACUAAAGUCUUAUUUCAGCAUCAGUGGUUUAGAAAAUUUCCUUCAACCCCUGUCCUGAGGGCUCUUGCCCAGGGUCCAGUUUCCUGACAUCUCUCUACUGGGACUGUGCUGAGACAGUCAUGUGACGUGGUCCUCUUAGGCUCCUCCCCCUGUCCCAGAAGGCUGUUUGUAAAUCCUGAGGGAAGUUAUUCCUGUCAGAAACACAGGCAGGAGGGCUAGGGAGGAUGGGUUUGGACCUGAUCUGGGACCAUACCCCCCCACCCCUUACUCACUGCCCUCUCCGGGGACAGUCCACAGACUGAGCUGGCGGGUCAGGAGUGUAACUACACUUAAUUCAGUUUAUUGUUGAGUUCUGAAAUCAACUCCACAGACUUAGAAGUGGGGGAUGGAUGGUAGGAGCCAAAAGACAGUUCUGGAUACUGCUGCUGCUUUCCCUCAGCCUUACCCUUGCUCUGAUUAUUAAGGAAGUGCUGGAUGUCUUUGACCCACCCCCCCUUGAGAAGCAAAUGGGCCCUGAGCAAGCCGGCGAGAUCCUUGGGUAUGCCCAUUCUCUGUCUACUCCUCCAACCCCAAGAAUCCAUUUUAGCACGCUCCUCCCAACUCUGGGUUGGGAGAGGGUUUUGCAGGGUCCAUAAGACAUGGAAAUAGCAGAGGAUCACCCCUGCACCCCUGGCCCAUGCCCAUUCAUCAGCUCAAGCCAAGCGUGUGCCGACAGCUUCGCCAUGGCUGGUGCUUACGACUUUCUCUGUUUAUGUGCCCCUUUCCCUUGUACUUUUAUGCCACAGGGGCAGGACAGGCUAAAUAGGAGAAAGACUCCCCCUAUAUAAAGGACCUUCAGGGCAAGUGGCUCAAUUUGCAGACCUGCAGGGUAGCCCAUCACUUCCUGGGCCUGUCUUAUUUAUUUGUUUGCUUGUUUUGUUUUACUUAAGUAGGCUCCACACCCAGCGUGGAGCCCAACUCAGGGCUUGAACUCAUGACCCUGAGAUCAAGACCUGGGCCAAGAUCAAGAGUUGGAUGCUUAACCUACUGAGCCACCCAGGUGCCCCCCGGGGCUGUUUUAGACACAGCUGCCUCCCUCCCCCAGAAGGCUGGGACCUGGGACAUCUAUAAUUCAGAGGGCCUGAGCACACAGCCGAGCGCUGGGUGCCAUACCGGUCGUCGCCCUGCCAUGCUCCCUUUGCCAAGUGACAGGUGGAAGAAGUCCUUGGCCAGGGUGACUUGGAUGCCCAGAUGACUUGACUGAGAGUUCUGGUUUCUGUUCCUGGCCACAUCACAGGGCCCCCUGGCCAGGGCACCAUGGAGGCCCCAGCGGCAUCAGGUAGGCCUGAGAUGGUCUGAUAAAAGUGAAGGCUCUGAUGAGGCAGCCUCCUUCAUGUCCCUCUAGGCUGCCCCGACUUCUGACACUGUACAUCCUGACAGCUAAUCCUCAGCUCUUCGGUAUGCUCUGGAAACCUGGAAAUCACCUUUGAAAUUUCCCCCCUUUGUUCUCACUGCCAAGGGCAGAGAGGGAAAGGUCUAAGAGGCUGAACUGGGGAGUUUCCAAUUCUCGAAGCUGUCCCUACCUGGCUCCGAGAAAGAGAUCAUUCUGUCUAUCAGCACAGACACCCGGGGCCUUUCUCCCCAGUCCUGGUCCUUGAGCACUGAGCCCUCCUCCCCUGUUCCCCAAACACACUUGUCCCCAAGGGGGAAACAGAUACCAAGGAGAAAGAAGGUGUUGGUGACUACUCAGUCCCUCCAGAGAUCUAGCGGUAACCUGAGCAGAGGGGUGUGCUUCAAGGUCACCCAAGGGCGUCCCAUAUCCCCUGGGACAUGUAAUGGGCCCUCACUGGAACUGGCUGGAGG
Messenger RNA from Mustela lutreola (European mink), 4398 nucleotides. It is a transcript of the gene FAM178B, whose product is annotated as family with sequence similarity 178 member B. The coding region runs from base 303 to 2243 and encodes 646 amino acids. NCBI's taxonomy places the organism in Eukaryota, Metazoa, Chordata, Mammalia, Carnivora, Mustelidae. The transcript is spliced from 18 exons. The record is from RefSeq and is a predicted model, not a curated record.